Saimiri boliviensis boliviensis (Bolivian squirrel monkey) is the source of this 735-nucleotide messenger RNA. The record is from RefSeq and is a predicted model, not a curated record. Lineage: Eukaryota; Metazoa; Chordata; Mammalia; Primates; Cebidae.
AUGCAUUACAGAGCAGCCGUCCACAUACAGAACCUGAGAAGCCAUGGCCUGGAGAAUGCACGUGAACACCAAAGGCUGGAGAGAGGAGCUGGUGGGGAAACCCCAGAGUCCCCAGGGUGCUGUUACCUGGCUCCCCCACAGAACCCUGGGAACCAGCUGCUGCUCCUGAGCGCCCCACUCCAGGGCCUCAGUGAGCAACUCUUCCCUCCAGUGGGGAGUAAACCCUUCCCAGCUAGGGUCCUGCGAGAGGGAGCAGUUCACUUCUUCUGCAGGGGACUCUACAACUCAGACCUUUGGGGUGAAGCAUCUGUGAGGCCCUCAGGGACUCAGGAUGAGCUGCACAGCAGCUGAAGGAAGACAGCCAGACCAGGGUGGGAGCGAGCCAGGAAACAUCUGGCUUGCUGUUUCAGACUCCACCAGCUCACAGUUCACACAAGCUCCCCGGGACACUCACACCUUGCCCUGUACCAAGUUUUUAAGACAGUUAAGCUCUGUCCAUCUGAGACUUCACUUCUUUUGAGUAGAAAAUCACUGAAAUCAUCAGAUCCAUGGCACCCACCCUCACUCUCUCCUAACAGCUGGAACUGUCAGGCUGGCUUCAGGUCCUGGUCUUCACACUUAAUAUCACUCUCCUUCACUUGCUCAGACAGCCAGAGCAGGUGGGUGAGUUCCUCCCAACAAUCUUCACUGCAUUCUCUCAGCUCCCACCACAGGGCAGCUCAUAUGCCUGAGUGA